Carassius auratus (goldfish) is the source of this 726-nucleotide messenger RNA. Its product is annotated as limbic system-associated membrane protein-like. NCBI's taxonomy places the organism in Eukaryota, Metazoa, Chordata, Actinopteri, Cypriniformes, Cyprinidae. The record is from RefSeq and is a predicted model, not a curated record. Gene Ontology annotation, cellular component: axon; neuronal cell body; plasma membrane. Gene Ontology annotation, molecular function: axon guidance receptor activity. The transcript has 6 exons. Bases 1 to 726 code for a protein of 241 amino acids. Gene Ontology annotation, biological process: synapse organization; homophilic cell-cell adhesion.
AUGUGUAUGAGUGCUGCUGGAGGCAGAUGUGCUGCAGAUGAGUCUCUGUCUCUCACAGUGUUUCCCACUCAUGUCAGUCUGCUCUGUUUUUCUCUCUCAGUUCCUCCAGUCAUCUAUAAAGUUUCGGAAGACAUCACUAUAAACGAAGGCAGUAACGUGACGCUGACGUGUUUGGCCAAUGGGAGGCCAGAUCCCUCCAUCACCUGGAGACUGCUCAACCCGUCAGCCGAGGCUCUUGAUGUCGGAGAGUAUCUGGAGAUCUCUGGGAUCGUUCGCUCUCAGGCCGGACGUUACGAGUGUAAAGCGAGCAAUGACGUCUCUGCUCCUGAUGUCAAAUAUGUCAGCGUGGUGGUGAACUACCCGCCGUACAUUAAGGAGGUGCGUAGCUCCGAGACGCCGGUGGGACAGGCUGGAGUCCUGCACUGUGAGGCGUCUGCGGUUCCUCAGCCGGAGUUUGAGUGGUACAGAGACGAGCGCAGACUGUCCAGCUCUCAGAGCGUCAGUAUCCAGAUCAGCGGCUCUCGCACACUGCUGGUGGUCGCAAACGUCACGGAGGACGACUACGGAAACUACACGUGUGUCGCCACCAACAGACUGGGAGUCCACAACGCCAGCGUGUUCCUCUACAGUGAGAACCACACACACACACACACACAGUCAGACACACACACACACACCUUGUGUCCGCUGAGUCUGUAUCUGGUCAGUGUGCUCCUCAGUUUCUGA